Hylaeus volcanicus is the source of this 3225-nucleotide messenger RNA. RefSeq names its product popeye domain-containing protein 3-like. Gene Ontology annotation, molecular function: cAMP binding. The record is from RefSeq and is a predicted model, not a curated record. The transcript is spliced from 7 exons. NCBI's taxonomy places the organism in Eukaryota, Metazoa, Arthropoda, Insecta, Hymenoptera, Colletidae. Gene Ontology annotation, cellular component: sarcolemma. The coding region runs from base 134 to 1216 and encodes 360 amino acids.
CCGCGCCUCUGCACAGGGACGUGAUCACUGACAAUUCUGACCAAAACAAACCAGUGAGCAUGGACGCGUAGCUUCCAGGACACCGUUCCAUUCAUCCCCUUUCGCGCCAGCCAUCGACAGCGUUUUAAUCAACAUGAGCCCUGGUCUAGGACACGAUCCCCUUCCUUCGUACAAUAUCUCCGCCAUAGGCAACACGGCACUGUGCUUAUGGCAGCAGCCGCAGCAUAUACUGUUCCAGUUGGCGAACUUCUGUUUCAUGUUGUCCUACUCGGCACCAUCCUCGAGAAAAGGGAUACUGUUUAUGCACUCCGUCCUGAUAAUUGGGUUUAUGUUGCUGUCUGGUUGGGCAUGGCACGUGAUAUGUGCGCCGGACAUAUUCUUCUGGAACUUCAGUUUCCUGGUGUUAAACAUCGGACAGCUGGUUUACAUCGUCUAUCAAAUGAGACCCGUUCGAUUCGAUCCUGAAUUGGAGGAAGCAUAUCAUACUCUUUUCUACCCGUUUAAAGUAUCUCGAUUGCAGUUCAAGAGGUUGGUAUCUCCGGAAUUUGCAUCAAUAAUGUCAUUGCACGCUGGCGAGGCCUACGCCAUGCAGAACCUAACACCAACCGACAGAUUAGGCUUGUUGCUCAACGGGAAAGUGAACGUCCUAAGCGAUUCGAAUUUCUUGCAUCCCAUACUGCCUUGCGAGUUUUUGGACUCGCCAGAAUUCGAAAGUUCUAGGGCGUCCGUCGACGACAAAUUUCAGGUAUCAAUCGUUGCGGCCAGUUCGUGCAGAUAUUUAUACUGGCAGAGAUCAGCGUUGGAAUACCUUUUAGUCAAAGAAGCGUAUCUCGCUACAGUUUUAACAACACUGGUCGCGAGGGACAUAGCCACCAAAUUGUAUGCUAUGAACAAUAAGAUUGUUACAGACAAAGGAUCACAUCUGGAUAUCAGGCUUCCUACCAUCAGUGCAGGGUUAAGUAUAAGCGGUGAAUACAGAAGUCCAAGAGCAUCCAGGCAGGCACUGAUCCGUAGAAAAGAGUCCUCCUUAUCCUCUGACAAUGUGACCACCAACAUGAAAGAUCGUCCAGUGAACAAUCUCACGAAGAAGGGAGCACCAAACAUGGAACCCCUGCCGGAGAUGCCCUCCUGCGACGACUUGGCUUCUAGUGGCGUUGAGAGCUGGUUGGACUCAUCCAGCAAGUACCACAGCUGCGAGAUCGUGGAUCAAGACUAGCAGGAGGCCUCCCUGACGCCUGGCACCUCCUCCGAGGGUGACAGCGACUAGUGCCGGCGUUUUCAAUAUGCCUUUGCAUAUUGAACAAGACUGCAUUUUUUUAUCAGGACUCGAAAAAAUAAGAAAGACUGAUGAUCGUAUCUGUGCACUCGUGAACGAUCACAGCUCUGCGCUUCUAAACGAUGAGAAGAAUUACUCUUGCCACGGUGACACUUGUGUGCUGAUUACAGUGCUAGAAAAAAGUGAUUUUAUAAAUAAUUCGAGACAAUUUUUGUCUGCUCUACCCUUAGAGCUGAUCAUUAGUUGGGGGAUGGAAUGGUGCAAGUUUACUGGUUGUAAAGACCAACCCGUAAUUUUUAUUAUGUCAACCAUUAAAUAACUUUGAUUUUUAUUUUUAGACACCUUUCGAAUCAAGAUGUCUCGAGGAUGUAUUAUUUUUUCAAGUUUAUUUCAGAUCAAAUGGAAAAGAAUUUCUCUGGUCCAUUUUUGACAUUAUCGUACCUGUUUUGUUUUUAUUAGGGUUUGCAAGGAACAUUUUGUUAUCUAUGAUAUUGAUUAUUUAUUUUUCUCAUAGCCAGAUGCUGAAUUUGGCGCACACGUUGUUGGAUGAAUGUAGAAUUGUACAGAUAGAAUGCUUUCCUGAAAAGUGUGCUAAGCCUACGACGAUUGUUAUUUAUAGCACGCGUCGUAUAUAUGUAAUGUUACAUAAUUUCCUUUCGGAUUGGAGAUUUUUAUACUAGUCUCUUGGGUGCUGGAGUAGGUGUAAUUGAAAUCUUUGAGUAGAUGCAACCUGGUUACCACAUAAUGAUUCAAAUGAAAUGAUUGAUGCCUCGAAAAUAAUUGCAUCAGGCGCGUCAUACGAUGCAGCAUGAUUAUUAGUAUAAAUCGUACCUUUUCCUCAAGGAACAAAGGAAAGAAGCAUCGAUAUUUAGCACGGAAAAUUAUUUAUACCUGCCAUUUGUACCUGCUACUAGAUUUGCAUUUAUUUUAUAUUCAUACUGGUGAUAUAGUGACAUCAAGUGAGUUUGCUUUUGCUCUGUCAAUUAAUAAAUAUAAUUACCAUGUGCUACGUACAGAUUGCGAGGCUUAUAGUGAACAUAUCUUGUUUGAAGACAGUCUACACGUAGCAAGUAUACAAUUUUUUUAAGAGUGAGAAAUAAGUAAAGGGAAAUCUCUUGAAAUCUUGAAGUAGAAGUUAAGUAUGAUUUUAUUUUCGAAGAGAUCGAUGCACAGCAGCAUUGUAAACGGAAAUAUUUCAUUCUGAGUGUGUACAUCUACCUAGGGAAGAAACGAAACGAUCGGUAGCCAAACUUAAGCAGAUUUAUUCAGUAGGAUCAGUCAGCCAUGGGUCCACCAUAGCUUCCAUAGGACUUGGAACGAGCAACGAGUCCAAGAAUCGCACAAAGAACGGAACGUAUCGAAAACUCAGGUGCACUGUUCAAAAAGAUUCGUCUGAAAGCAUUUUUUCCUCUACUUUCGAGAUGUUCCUCGUAUAUUUUAACGUAUUAUAUAUUUUACACGUAGACAUACAUGUUCGCUAAGAUUUUGAAAGCUUCUUACAGAUUCGCACGCCAAGAAUUUCGAUAAGUGUUGCUUGCUGGAUCUUUCUUUGAAACAGUGAUUACUCUAGAAAGUUGACCGUAUGUUUGUAAUAAUUAUUAAUAUACUUUAUCUUAGAAUACGUUUAAAGCUGGAUUCGCGUUACGCGUCAGGCCAUAGGAACACUUCUCAAAGGUUGUGAAUAAUUUCAAGCGUUUAUUUCAUUGAUCGUAAUAUCAUUCGACUAAAUAAACUACGAAGAAUUUUUUAACCGGUGGUCUAUGGACGAACAAUGCGAAUCCAGCUUAAUAACAGCAGGGUCUGGUGCAAAUGCAUUGUUAACUUUGCACAACAACGUCACUAAUGGCAAUAUGAAAGCUCGAACAGGUUCGAGGUAGUUUGUAGCAUUUAAAUACGUGUUUUGUACAGAUUUUAAUUACUGUUUCCUUGUUAAUAAACGAUACGAUGGA